AUGUACGGUGUUUUGGCUACUGAACCUCCACAACCGCAAUACGUCUGCAAGAACUAUGGCAAAAGCUGCAAGGUUCAUGCCAUGGCAGAUGUUAUUACCAGUGCUUCUAAGAGUCUUGACGCAGAUUCCUUCUCUACCUAUGACGACAUAGAAAUUUGCAGACAACCUGCAUCAAGUUUCUAUCAGUUCUUCUCGCAAGACGAUGAUGCACCCUCCCUCACCUGCCUACUUGUAGCCGCUAGUCGACUCAUCGCUGAGCUAUCGCAAACGAGAGCUGAACUUCAGAAAGCCCAAGAGGAAAUCAGCCGACCCCGACUGCAAGCUUCCUCUCGAACUAUCCACUCUGACUCCUCACUUGAUAAACUCCAAUCCCUUGAUUUCCUCUUUGCUGCCCAUUCAUUUACUUCCUGGAUAAAAAGUCAGCUUAUGAUACAGCUGAUUGUUGCAGGUUAUGGGAAGCCUUGCAACCCAUUACUCAGCCAACGCUUCUUGCAUUAUUACAGAAUUUAUUCGAUGAUGUGCACAUAG
Molecule: messenger RNA, 528 nt
Organism: Rhizopus microsporus ATCC 52813
Lineage: Eukaryota; Fungi; Mucoromycota; Mucoromycetes; Mucorales; Rhizopodaceae
Exons: 1
Coding region: 1-528 (175 amino acids)
Source: RefSeq, a predicted model, not a curated record